GCACUGAAAAGCGGCGGGCGGCCCGCGAGCAUAGAGACUUUAUGCCAGACGGGCCACUUGGCUUAUCAGGAACUUCCGGAAUCACAUAAACAUAUCCAAAAUGAGCAAUUUGGAAGAGGCUGAACUACAGCUUUCUGAAUUAGAUUUGCUUUCUAGUAUGUUUCCUAAUGAAGAUGAAUUUAAGGUGAUUGACCAGCUGGCUUUAGCAGAACUGAAAGAUCACGUUGAUAGAGAUACUUUGGAGGUGCCAUCUUCAAAAAUACAGUUUAUGCUGAAUUUAGAAUUAGAAACUCCUGAUGGAAAAAUGGUUCCACUUGCUUUGUCUUGCGCUUUCCCAUUAAAAUACCCAGCUGUUCUUCCAGAAAUCACUAUCAGAUCUCCAUCAAUAAACCGAUCACAGCAGGCUCAGCUGAACACAGAUCUUAUAAGCUACUUGAAGAAACACUGUGCUGGUGAGGUCUGCAUAUUAAGCGCAAGAGAAUGGGUUAAAGAUCAUGCCGCUGCUUACAUGACCAAGGAUUCCUCGCCUUCCACUGUUCAGAAAUCAAGUGUUCAGAAGUCAGAAAAUAUUUUCACUAGACUAUGGAUUUAUAGUCACCAUAUUUAUAACAAGCAAAAAAGAAAGAAUAUACUUGACUGGUCUAAGGAGCUUUCUUUGUCUGGAUUUAGUAUGCCUGGAAAACCAGGUAUCAUUUGCGUAGAAGGCCCACAGAGCAUGUGUGAGGAGUUUUGGGCAAGAAUCAGAAGAUUAUCAUGGCAUCGAAUCUUAAUCCGUCACAGAGAAGACAUUUCCUUAGAAGGGACUGAAGCUGAAAUGGAGAAACAAAAGAAGUUUUUAGCUUUUGAAGAAAAAAUAUUUGAUGCCCAUGGUGCCAGAGGAAAUCACAUGGAUUUGGGACAAUUGUAUCAUUUUUUACUUGACAGCGGAUGUGCUGAUAUGUUUCAACUGUACUUUGGAGUUGAAGGACAAUAGAUCAAUAAGAAGUGGGAGGGGAGCACAUUUAAAUGAAAGCUUUGUCAAAUCUCAUUGUUUUUCCUUUUUAAAAAAUCAAUAAAGGAUUGCUAGACUUUAAUAAUAAUGUUAUUU
This is a messenger RNA of Elgaria multicarinata webbii, 1087 nucleotides long. It is a transcript of the gene RWDD2B, whose product is annotated as RWD domain containing 2B. The coding region runs from base 101 to 973 and encodes 290 amino acids. The record is from RefSeq and is a predicted model, not a curated record. The transcript is spliced from 5 exons. Gene Ontology annotation, molecular function: protein binding. NCBI's taxonomy places the organism in Eukaryota, Metazoa, Chordata, Lepidosauria, Squamata, Anguidae.